AUGUCUGCCAACAUCGAUAAAUACGCCGAGGAGCGAAACAAACGCCUCCGACCAGAGGGAACGGCACAGUACAUCAAUCUAGCCGACUCUGACCUCCGGAAGCUUGUUGCUGAUCCUUGGGUAAACUACGAGGCCCUCGCCCGCCAAGAUCAACCCCUUCAAGAUGGCGACAGCACGAAAUUUCUCGUUAUCGGUGCUGGUAUUAACGGCAUAACCUAUGCUGGUCGUCUUGUUGAGGCUGGCUUUAGCGCUCAAGACAUCGUCCUUAUCGACAUCGCCGGCGGGUAUGGAGGUACCUGGUACUGGAACCGCUACCCAGGCCUGAUGUGCGAUGUUGAAGGCUAUUGCUACCUGCCGCUACUCGAGGAAACUGGCUAUAUGCCAAAGCACAAGUACUCCUUUGGGGGUGAGAUUAGGGGCCAGUGUGAGCGUGCUGCAACUCACUACGGACUUCGGGCAAUGUUCUCGACCAAAGUGGACAGCCAUGUCUGGAAUGAGGCCAAGGGUCGUUGGAUCAUACAGAUGACUCAAUCUUUUGGCAACGUUCAGCCUCCGAAGCAGAUGACGGUACAGGCUCAGUUCCUUUUCCUCUGUGGCGGCAUACUCGCCAUCCCUAAAGCUCCAGCGCUGCCAGGACUUGCCGAAUUCAGUGCUCGAAAUGAAAUCUUUCACACCUCUCGUUGGAAUUAUACUGUUACCGGUGGUAGCCAAGAGCAGCCUGACAUGGUCAACCUGAAAGACAAACGAGUAGCCAUUAUUGGAACUGGAGCCACAUCAAUCCAAGCCGUACCCCAUCUGGCGAAAUGGGCAAAGCACCUUUACGUCAUCCAAAGAACUCCCUCAUACUGUGGAGAGCGAGCUCAGCAGGAAACGACGCCUGAGACUUGGGACAAGGUGACGGAAUCAGGCCCAGGAUGGCAGCGUCGUCGGAUGACCAACUUGAACAGCUUUCUAGUUGCUGAUCCGGAGCCUGUAGACCUCGUCGACGACGGCUGGUCCAGGAACCAAGCUAGAUCCGGCCUCAUUGGUAGCUCCUCCCGACUGAGGGAACAAGCCGAGACAGGGGAGCAUAUUGAUGCGCUACUAAAGAUGGACGAACCUAUUGCCAAUGAGCUUAGGGCCCGUGUCGACAGUGAGGUGCGGGAUCCCAACACAGCUGAGAAACUGAAGCCAUGGUAUCCUGGGUGGUGCAAACGACCAACAUUCAACGACGAUUAUCUUGCCACUUUUAACCGCGACAACGUGACUCUUGUAGACACAGACGGAAAGGGAAUCGACCGCUACACGGAACGCGGCAUCGUCGCGGGUGGUCGUGAGCUUGACGUUGACGUCCUUAUACUUGCUACUGGUUUCGCAGUAUCAAUCCACUUGCUCCCUGAAGAACUUCUCAAAGCCAGUAUCAUUGGUCGCGACGGACGCCACCUAAAAGACAAAUGGGGAUCAUCCGAACAUGGAACCCUCUUCGGUGUGGCUACCAAUGGGUUCCCUAACCUCUUUUCCCGAUUCAAUUCCAGCGCAUCGUCGUAUAAUAUGACCUCUGCUUACGACAUCACUGGACGAUUGAUUGCGCAUAUUAUCGCCCAGGCGACAAAAGAUUCUAAGCAACCAGAACGUCUAGUGAUUGAGGCUGAUAGGAGAGGCGAAGAAAAGUGGAUGGCCCAAGUGGUUAAACAGGCAGUGUGGUACUCAGUCUUGACUAUCUGCACGCCGUCAUACUACACCGGUGAGGGGAAAAAGGCUCCUUCAACACCUGAGAACAAUUACCGACAGGCUUUGAUGACUGGUUGGGCAUCGGGGAUUAAUGACUAUGAGCGUAUAGUGACCGAGUAUGCCAAGAGGACGAGUGAUCAACUUGAAGGCUUUGUCGUUCGAGAGGUUUGA
Fusarium graminearum PH-1 is the source of this 1881-nucleotide messenger RNA. RefSeq lists its product as uncharacterized. The transcript has a single exon. Lineage: Eukaryota; Fungi; Ascomycota; Sordariomycetes; Hypocreales; Nectriaceae. The coding region runs from base 1 to 1881 and encodes 626 amino acids. The record is from RefSeq and is a predicted model, not a curated record.